AUGACGAACGAAGAAGGAUACAACAAACUCAUUGAAAUGGGAAUGGUCGGUGAAAAGAUGGGCUGUUUUAAGCUAGAUAAGGUAUUUUCCGAAGUUCAUGUCCUCUCCAAGCGUAAGUACUGGGGCAUACUUGAAGACGGCACAGAAAUAAAACAUUGCAUGAAAUAA
Trichomonas vaginalis G3 is the source of this 168-nucleotide messenger RNA. RefSeq lists its product as uncharacterized. NCBI's taxonomy places the organism in Eukaryota, Parabasalia, Trichomonadida, Trichomonadidae. The record is from RefSeq and is a predicted model, not a curated record. Bases 1 to 168 code for a protein of 55 amino acids. The transcript has a single exon.